AUGUCCUUAUGGGUGCCUUCAUCUGUCUUUAUGCAUGUUCAUCCCUUCCCCACCAUCCCAGUCGCGCCCAUCACCGUCUGGAUACUGCUGGGGAGAACGCUCACGCUCACCAUCAUAUACUCAAGACCCUUCUUCCCCUCUGUCUUCUCCGCUAUCAACCUCCUCGCCUAUGGAACCUUCCUGUUCCUCCUCCGCUACCGCGUCUCAGCGUUGCUCGGUGCAAUGGUUCACGCCUCUGUUGCUGUCGUCUUCCCACUCUACUUCCUCACAUACCACACUGAUCCCGGAUUCAUACCCAAGGGCGAGCCCCCACCGAGUUAUGGGGCACAUAUUUCCAGCAGUGAGGGGCAGCGCGGGGAGGGGGCGGGAGGAGUGCAGCCCAAUGGGUGUGGGAUGGCAGAUGGUGGAAGUGUGAGAGGGGGAGGCGGUGAGGUGGCAGCGCAGCAGCAGGGAAAGCAGGAUUUGCAGCACGGGGAGCAGGAGUUGGGACAGGGGCAGGGGCAGAGGCAGGGGCAGGGGCAGUUGAAUGAGGAGCAGUGGCAAAGCUGGUGUGGAGCUGGGUGUGGUCACGGGGCUGCUGGAAGUGCCAACGGUGAGUGGACCAAUAUGGACAUGGCCAUGUACACAUCGCCAUCUCUUCCCUUGUGUGCACAUGGCCAUGUUGUGGGCCUCACCUCUCUCUCCCUGCGCUUCUCCUCCCGUCCACACACCCCUCUCUCUGUGUUAACGUGUGGCGGUGGCCGCGGUCUCGGCACUGCUGGAAGUGACAUUGCUGUGUGGCGGUGGGCGCGGUCGCGCCAUUGCUGGAAGUGCCAUCGCUGUGUGGAUCGAUACGACCACCACUGCCCCGCUAUAGGCACCUGCGUGGGUCGUCGCAACCACCGGCUGUUCCUCCUGCUCAUCGUCGCCUUCAUCGCUGGUGAACUCACCUUUGCAGCCAGCUGCCGUGCCUCGUUCCACAUCUUGCAUGCCCCUCUCUCCUCUCGCUCGCUUGCGUCUUUUGGUGUGUCCCUCCCCAUCCUCCCUCGUGUGUCCCUUCCCAUCCUCGUGUGUCCCUCCCCAUCCUCCCUCUCCCAUGCACUCCUGUGCUUCAGAAGUGGGUCCUAUAAGGAGCGUAGAGACAUCUGUCCGCAUUAA
Closterium sp. NIES-65 is the source of this 1137-nucleotide messenger RNA. Lineage: Eukaryota; Viridiplantae; Streptophyta; Zygnematophyceae; Desmidiales; Closteriaceae. The record is from the annotation of a GenBank genome assembly.